AAUUAAUUAAAAAUGGCACAUUCAUCAUCAUCAGGUGGAUCAUCAAAUUUCUUAUAUGACUUUUUAGCAGGUGGUGUAUCAGGAGCUUUAGCUAAAACAAUAGCAGCUCCUAUAGAAAGAGUAAAAUUGUUGCUUUAGACACAGCAUACAAAUCCAAAAUUAAUUGCUAGACCAUACGCAGGUAAUUAGAUAUUAUGAAAUUUUUUAGGAAUUUUGGAUUGUUUCAAGAGAGUAUUUGUAGAAGAAGGUGCUCUUUCUUUUUGGAGAGGAAACUGGGCAAAUGUUAUUAGAUACUUUCCAACAUAAGCCAUUAAUUUUUCUGUGAAAGAUGCUCUUAAUAGAUAAUUUUUAGCAGGUGUUGAUGCAAAGAAAUAACCAGGCAGGUAUAUUAAAUAAAAAUAAUUAGAUUCUUUGCUGGCUCAUUGUUAAGUGGUGGUAUUGCAGGAAGUAUUGGAUUAUUAAUUGUGUAUCCACUUGAUUUCAGUAGAACAAGAUUAGCAGCUGAUAUUGGAAAAGCAGCUAAUGAAAGAUAGUUUAAAGGAUUAGUAGAUUGUAUGGGAUAAAUUAUUAAAACUGAUGGAAUUACAGGAAUCUAUUAAGGAUUUGGUAUUUCAGUUGUUGGUAUAUUUGUUUAUAGAGCUUUAUAUUUUGGGUAAUUAUAAAUUUAUUAUUAUUUUUAGUGGUUAUGAUGCUGGUAAAAGGGCUAUUUGGGGAGAUGAUGCUGCUUAAAGAAAUUCAUCUAUAUUAGCAAGAUUCUUUUUUGCUUAAUUUGUAGUAUCAACAUCUGAAACACUUGCCUAUCCACUUGAUACUGUUAGAAGAAGAUUAAUGAUGUAAGCUGGAUAAAAGGGUAAUGUUGAAUAUUCAGUAAUUUAUAUAUUAUUAUAAUUAGGGAACUGUUGAUUGUUUUGCUAAAAUAUUAUCAAAAGAAGGACCUACUGGAUUCUUUAAAGGAAAUCUCUCAAAUAUCUGGAGAUCUGUUGGUUCAUCAUUAGUGUUAGUGUUUUAUGACGAAUUCUAAAAAAUAAUGGCAAAAAAUGCAAAACAUUGAUUAAUUUAAUAGCAAUAAUUACAUUAAUUUUUAA
Messenger RNA from Paramecium sonneborni, 1085 nucleotides. Lineage: Eukaryota; Ciliophora; Oligohymenophorea; Peniculida; Parameciidae. The record is from the annotation of a GenBank genome assembly.